Molecule: messenger RNA, 1743 nt
Organism: Exophiala aquamarina CBS 119918
Lineage: Eukaryota; Fungi; Ascomycota; Eurotiomycetes; Chaetothyriales; Herpotrichiellaceae
Exons: 1
Coding region: 1-1743 (580 amino acids)
Source: RefSeq, a predicted model, not a curated record
AUGAGCAGCGAUGGACCCAACCAGGUCAUCCGGCUCACUGGGCGCAGCCUUAUUGAUGGCCAGGCAUCUGGGGAACUCAUUUUCUCACAUGUCCCCUUGAGCUUCUGGGGAGGGGUCAGCGCCGAAACUGGCGUGAUAGUUGACGAGCACCACCCUCUUCAGGGCCAAUGUGUGACGGAUCGCGUUGUUGCAAUACCGGCUGGAAGAGGGUCAUGUAGCGGCAGUGGGGUCUUGCUGGAACUUCUCCUCAGGAAGAAAGCCCCGGCUGCGUUCGUGUUUCAGUCUUUCGAUGAAGUCUUGACGCUUGGAGUGGUUGUUGCAAAAGCAAUGUUUGGGCUCUCGAUUCCAGUUCUUACUGUGUCCUCUGACGAUUUCUUGCUGUUGCAAGACCAAAGUUACCUGACUGUUGCCGGCGCCAACUUGUGGAGUGGACUACAAACUCUCGAGCCAUUAGCACAAUCUCGGUGGAUGAAUGGUCGGAAUACUGUCAAACUGAGCGCCAAAGACAGACUCAUAGUGGCAGGCGAACACGGCAAGGCUGCCCAGACAGCGAUGCAGAUCUUGUUAACCGUGGCUGGCCUCCAGGGAGCGGAAGCUCUUCUGGACGUCACCCAGGCUCAUAUUGACGCCUGCGUAUAUACCGGUCCUGGUGGCCUCCAGUUCGCUGAAAGGCUAAUGGCUAUGGGUGGCAAGUUUGCCGUCCCGACGACGCUGAAUUCGAUUUCAAUCGACUCUCGGAGAUGGAGAGAGUGUGGCAUAGACCCUAUUAUUGCGGAUCAGGCACAAAAGCUCGCGGACGCGUAUAUGACAAUGGGUGCCGCCCUGAGCUUUACUUGUGCACCGUACUUGCUCGAGUCAUCGCCAAAGACUGGUGAAAAUAUUGGCUGGGCUGAGUCAAAUGCAGUAGUCUUCGCCAACAGUGUGCUCGGGGCGAGGACCCAGAAGUAUCCUGAUUUUCUAGACGUCUGCAUUGCUCUAACAGGAAGAGCACCGAUGGCGGGAUGCCACCUUGACUCCAAUCGGCUUCCGACGAUAGAGAUCAACGUUGUCCAAGUUUCUUGGGUGGAUGAUUCUUUCUGGCCUCUGGUGGGAUACCUUGUGGGCAAGCUCUGUGGUCCAGCGAUUCCACUGAUACUUGGCCUCGAGCAUACCUACCCAAGUACCUCAGAUCUCAAGGCGUUUGGCGCGGCAUUUGCAACCACCUCGUCGGCACCGAUGUUCCACAUAAAUGAAGUGACUCCAGAAUCCAUCCUAGCAGUCGCCUUGAAGGGCUCAAUCCCAACUACCGCAACAGUCACGAAACAGGGCAUGCGUACAUGCUGGACAGAACUCAACACUGCUCGAGCCACUUCUGUAGGACUGGUCUCUCUUGGAAAUCCGCACUUUUCACUCGAAGAGUUCGCGCAGCUCGCCCAACUCUGCUCUGGUCGGAACCAGCAUCCAGAUGUCCAAAUGGCCAUUACAACAAGUCGCGUUACAUAUGAGCAAGCAAAAAGGGCUGGACACAUUGGCACGAUCGAGACUUUUGGUGCACGACUAAUCACGGAUACCUGCUGGUGCAUGCUCGGAGAACCUGUUGUACCGCUCAGUGCACGGAAUCUCAUGACCAACUCGGCCAAGUAUGCGCACUACGCUCCUGGAAUGGUCAAACGUGGAGUCAGGUUUGGAAGUCUAGCUGCCUGUGUCGAAGCGGCGUGCAAUGGGCAGGAUCACAGCGCGCCACCACACUGGCUCACCGAUUGA